CCCUGUUUUGUUUCCAUGGCGACAGGAGGCGCGGGGCCGGCUCCAAACAUAACGCGCUGUGGAAAACAUGCGGCUCGGGGGACCCCCCCCCCCCGCAGCCCCCGCUCGGGGCCGAGCCCUGAGGGGGCCGGAAGCAGCCCAGACCUCUUGCAGAUCUGUGAGGGCACCUAGAGCCUGCCCAGGAGCCCAAAGCCCCCUUCUGGGCCCGAGCCUUCAGAAGCUCGGGGCUCCCCUCGGCCAAGGCUCCGGGACUCUCUUAGGCGCGCCGGGAUGAAAGCCCUCCCCCCCUUCGCGAGCCGCCUGUGGAUCGGGCCGCGGCCGCCCUCCCCCGAAGCCUUCGGCUCCGCCCCACGCCGUCAGGCCGCCUUUUGGGCCGGGAUAAGCCUCGCCUUCCCAAGGGCCUCCCCCCAGUCCCCACUGUGACCAGCCAUAGGGGCGGGGGGCGGAUCCGCGCGGAGGAGGGCUGAAGCGCAGGGGGAGGUGCUUCCGGGACAAAGGGCGGGCAAGAUGGCGGCGCCCAUGGAGCUGUUCUGCUGGUCAGGGGGCUGGGGGCUGCCGUCCGUGGACCUGGACAGUCUGGCCGUGCUGACCUAUGCCAGAUUUACUGGUGCCCCACUCAAGGUGCACAAGAUCACCAACCCCUGGCGGAGCCCUUCAGGAACUCUGCCUGCCCUUCGGACCAGUCAUGGAGAAGUCAUCUCGGUACCACACAAGAUCAUCACCCACCUUCGAAAAGAGAAAUACAAUGCCGAUUAUGAUCUGUCAGCCCGGCAAGGGGCAGACACCUUGGCCUUCAUGUCGCUGCUGGAGGAGAAGCUGCUCCCGGUGCUGAUACAUACUUUUUGGGUAGAUGCCAAGAACUAUGUGGAAGUGACUCGGAAGUGGUACGCAGAGGCCAUGCCCUUUCCCCUCAACUUCUUCCUGCCCGGCCGCAUGCAGCGGCAGUACAUGGAGCGGCUGCAGCUCUUGUGUGGGGAGCACAGGCCUGAGGAGGAGGAAGAGCUGGAGAAGGAGCUCUACCAGGAGGCUCGGGAAUGCCUGACCCUUCUCUCUCAGCGCCUGGGCGCUCAGAAAUUCUUCUUUGGAGAUGCCCCCGCCUCCCUGGACGCCUUUGUCUUCAGCUACUUGGCCCUGCUGCAGCAGGCGAAGCUGCCCAGUGGGAAGCUGCAGGCCCACCUCCGGGGGCUGCACAACCUCUGUGCCUACUGCACCCAUAUCCUCAGCCUCUACUUCCCCUGGGAGGGAGCUGAGGUGCCACGUCCACGCCAGACACCAGUGAGCUCAGAGACUGAGGAGGAGCCAUACCGGCGCCGGAACCAGAUCCUAUCCGUGUUGGCGGGGCUGGCAGCCAUGGCGGGCUACGCCUUGCUCAGUGGCAUUGUCUCCAUUCAGCGGGCACCUCCUGCCCGGGCCCCAGGCACACGGGUCCUGGGCAUGGCUGAGGAGGAUGAAGAAGAAUGACGUAUAUGCUCCCAGGACUGAUUUUUUUACUGUCAUGCAUUCCAGGGGCCCCUCUGUUUCCCUGUUGUUGGUAUGGCUGGAAAUGUGGUGCCACCCCCAGAAUAAACCUGCUCACACUGA
This is a messenger RNA of Phacochoerus africanus (Common warthog), 1581 nucleotides long. It is a transcript of the gene MTX1, whose product is annotated as metaxin 1. NCBI's taxonomy places the organism in Eukaryota, Metazoa, Chordata, Mammalia, Artiodactyla, Suidae. The record is from RefSeq and is a predicted model, not a curated record. Gene Ontology annotation, biological process: mitochondrion organization. Gene Ontology annotation, cellular component: SAM complex.